AUGGGAAGUUGUGCUGAUAAUCUUCAAGGUGUUGACCUUAUAGUUAUCAGAAGUGGCCCUACUCUUAAACCUGCUACUGGGAGAGCACUCAUCAUGUCUGUCACUCUACUUGAAAUUGAUCAAGCUAUGUUUAGUAUUGAUGGAGACAAAGCCCCUGGGUUUGAUGGAUUCAAUGCAGUUUUUUUCAAGAGUCAGCUUUAUCCUCAGGUUAAUAUUGCUUCUAUUACCCUGAUUCCUGAAAUUUCUAAUCCUACUUAUGCUAGUGUUUUUAGACCUAUAGCUUGUUGUACUAUAGUCUAUAAAAUCAUAGUUAAGAUCCUUACUCAUAGGAUGCAAGAUGUGAUUGGGGAGGUUAUUAACACUGCUCAACCUAGUUUUAUGCCUAAGAGACAUAUAGCUGAGAAUAUUUUACUAGCUACAGAUCUUAUUAAGGGAUACAUUAGGAAAAAUAUCUCUCCUUGA
Molecule: messenger RNA, 462 nt
Organism: Beta vulgaris subsp. vulgaris (sugar beet)
Lineage: Eukaryota; Viridiplantae; Streptophyta; Magnoliopsida; Caryophyllales; Amaranthaceae
Exons: 2
Coding region: 1-462 (153 amino acids)
Source: RefSeq, a predicted model, not a curated record